GUAUCUAUACAUUUGUAUCUAUAGUCAAUCCGCUAAACCCCACAUUACAAAAUCCUUUCUUUCCACACUUCAAAAUCUAUCAAGCUUUGAUCUUUUUCAUGUUUUCUUAAAAUUAAGCUAUAAAUUUAAUCUGGGUGUUGAUGAUAUGUAUAUCUUGAGAUACCCAGUUGGAUAUGUUUAGAGGAGCUCUUGGUAAAACUAGGCUCAUAUAUCGCUCCCUUAUUUCUAACUACGUUAAAACUGGUCUUAUUGAUAAAGCACUCCAAGUGUUUGAUGAAAUGUCUCACUCAAAUUGCAGAGUUUUUAGCAUCGAUUAUAACCGUAUUAUUGGUGUUUUAGUUGCCCAUUCUCGUUUUGAGUUGGUUGAAUUGUAUUAUGAUACCAUGUUUACAAAAGGGUAUUCGUUAAAUUCGUUUACUUAUUCGAGGUUUAUCUGUGGUUUAUGUAAAGUUAAAGACUUAACAUUAAUUAAUAAGCUUUUUAGUGAUAUGGAUAGGUUAGGUGUUGUUCCCGAUAUGUGGGCGUAUAAUAUGUAUUUGAAUGUUUUGUGUUCCGAGUGUUUGGUAGAUAUCGCUUUGAAAGUGUUGCACAGUAUGCCUGAGAAUGGGAGAAUGCCGGAUGUCGUUAGUUAUACUACGGUUAUUAGUGGGUUAAUGCAAGCUGGGAGAGUUGACGAGGCUGUUGAAAUGUGGCAAAUGAUGUUUGUGAAAGGUUUGAGACCCGAUGCUAAUGCUUGUAGAGCGCUUGUAUUGGGGUUAUGUGGUGUUGGGAAAGUUGAUUUGGCUUAUGAGUUGACAGUAGGUGUGAUGAAACUUGAUUUUAGUACGACGGUUUAUAAUGUUCUUAUUUGUGGGUUUUGUAAAGCUAAUCGGCUUGAUAAAGCACAAUCCAUUAUGAGCUUUAUGAGAAAGAAUGGGUGCCCGCCUGAUUUGGUUACUUAUAAUGUGUUGUUGAAUUAUUGUUGUGACAAGGUGAUGUUGGAUGAAGCUGAAAAGCUGAUUCGUGUAAUGGAACGGAAUGGAUUGAAACCGGAUAGUUAUAGUUAUAACCAAGUUAUUAAAGGUUUCUGUAAGGCUAAUCUUAUUGAAAAGGCAUAUAGAUUAAUGGUAAGAAAGAUGGAAAUGAAAGGUGUGGUUGAUGUUGUAUCAUAUAACACAAUAAUUAGAGCACUCUGCAAGGGUUCUCGGGUAAAAGGGGCGUACGAAUUAUAUGAAGAAAUGGGUCACCAAGGUAUUCUUCCUGAUAUUGUUACAUUUACCAUCCUUAUAAAAGCUUUUCUUAAUGACGGUAAUUCAAAUAUGGCAAAAACGCUUCUGGACAAGAUGACAGAGAUGGGUUUGGUACCUGAUCGUGUAUUGUAUACAACUAUUGUUGAUCAUAUGUGUAAAACAGGAAACAUAUCGAUGGCUCAUACCAUCUUUUGUGAUAUGGUAGAGCAGAAAAUCGCUCCGGAUGUUAUCUCUUACAAUGCUAUUAUUAGUGGAUUUUGUAAGGCUUCUAGGGUUAGUGAAGCCAUGAAUCUUUUUGAGCAGAUGAAAACUGAAGGUUUGUAUCCAGAUGAAGUGACCUAUAAACUGAUUAUUGGGGGACUUGUAUUCGAAAAGAAGCUCUCGUUGGCUUGUAUGGUAUGGGACCAGAUGAUGGAUAAGGGUUUUACUCUUGAUAGAGAUAUUUCAGAGACUCUUAUUAAUGCAAUCCAUUCGGAAGAUGCACCUGGCAUAGUUACAGAAAAAGGUUGAAAUAUAUUAUAAUAUGAUACAAGCUUUCUAAUGAGUGGUUAACCAUCAGCAUACAUUCCCUCUCUGGAGUCGGCUUUGGUGCGACCGUUAUCUUUUCAUUGAACUUUAAACUGCAUACCAAAGCAUCCAGGAGAAGAGAAUUCUUCAUGAAAUGAUUGCUUAGACUAUCUCCGAUCCAGUUACCGUCUUUAAUGGUUCCGCCGCAACCCCCUUAUAACCCCUUAUUUGCCACUGUCCUUAUCCUUGCUUCAUAAGGUUCCAACAUUUUAAUAAUCAGCCCCCACCCGGGAAAAUCCAAACCAAGCGCCUUAGCAAGACAAUCAAUCUUUGAAGGAGCUAAUUGCUUGCUGCUUCAUGUACAGAAUGCCGGAACCUCUAUCAGUAUCAAGGAAGACUCUAUGAGCUUAGGGAUGUUAUAUUGUUAUUAACAAAGUUCUGUCUUUAAGAACACACAUAAAUUAAUAUACAAAGCAAGUUGAAUACCCGUAGUAUUUAAGGCUAUGCUUUAUAAGACUUUCAAGUAGGAAGUUAUCUUGGAUCAUCAUAUUUGACAGUCAUCUGCAGAUUCCGAAAACAAAAGUCAAAAGAUACGAGUUAUAAAAAUGUUGAUAAAAUCAUUUGGAGGGAAUAGCACUUGGAAGUACUUUACCAUUACGUUUGAUCUUCUAAAGUUUCUGAGAUUUAAUCUGCCGCUCAUGAGUUCGAAUAGCAUCGAUUAAUUGUACUAGGUCUUCUUUGUGCUUAAAAGGUGAACCCCAUGAUGUAUUUUUGGUUUAUGAAUGCUGUAUGGGUAAAAGCCUCCUGCUAAAUGAGGCUUUAGAGGAUUGUUAUUUUUAUUCAGAGUUCUUAGAAGUUGUCUCA
Molecule: messenger RNA, 2600 nt
Organism: Erigeron canadensis
Lineage: Eukaryota; Viridiplantae; Streptophyta; Magnoliopsida; Asterales; Asteraceae
Product: pentatricopeptide repeat-containing protein At1g13040, mitochondrial
Exons: 3
Coding region: 174-1739 (521 amino acids)
Molecular function (GO): protein binding
Source: RefSeq, a predicted model, not a curated record